Molecule: messenger RNA, 2264 nt
Organism: Melanaphis sacchari
Lineage: Eukaryota; Metazoa; Arthropoda; Insecta; Hemiptera; Aphididae
Product: high mobility group protein DSP1-like
Exons: 5
Coding region: 837-2060 (407 amino acids)
Biological process (GO): regulation of transcription by RNA polymerase II
Cellular component (GO): nucleus
Molecular function (GO): DNA binding, bending
Source: RefSeq, a predicted model, not a curated record
GGCGGUGGUGAACUGCGGAAACCUUGAACGACCGGUGGCCUUGGCGCGAGCGAGCGCGGUUUUUAUUCCGUUUCUCUCGCCACGUUUGUCCCUCUCACGUUCUGUCUCUCUCGCGCGCGCGCUCGUUCCGUUUGCCUGCCAGCCCGGUCACCGCCCGCCCGCCAUACCCGUCCCGUCCCGGCAGUACGCGCGCAUAUAAAUGUUCUUUGUUCGGCCGCUCACGGUUUCUAGAGAUGAGGUUGGCAAUGCCGGUUACCGGUAGCUAAACCAUGGUCGGAGGGGCCGGCCGCGCCAUUGGGUUUUUACGAAACGGGCGGUGGGGGUAACAUCCGCUGUCGCCGUCGUCGUCGUCGUCGUCGUUCGGCUAGUGGCGGGCAACACGCAGGUCUGCCUCGUUAUUUUUUUCUCCUUCUCUCCGCCUUUUCCACCGCAGUUUUAACCGUCGGCCGCGCGUAUACAGUGAGAUAUUAUAUACUACACACACGCGUCCGUCGUUCCCUUUGUUUUUUUUUUCCGCACAUAACUCGCGUGGUGCACACACAUAUAUACAUUCGAUUUCGCCCCGCUACGCACUCGGCGGCACACCACAUACGUACGUACGCGAGCCGACCGAAUAUAUACAUACAUACACACGCACACGCCGAACACGUAACGUGUGCGCCGCGUUCGUAACAAUAUAAUAUAUACACAUAAUUUGACUACUGACACCCGCCGCGUAUCAAACACACGUCUCGACCACAGUGCCCAGUGUUCGCGCGUUUGUGCGUCACGUCUGGUGUCCGAUCGUGUACAGUGUUCCGUGUGAAAAAAACCCGCACCAUUCGCAGUCCGGCGGCAUGUCCGAGAACCGCGCGGGCAACAAUGUCGGCUGGGGCAACCGGGACGACCACGCGGCAGCCGCGGCCAAUCUGUGGUGGGGCAACAGCCAGGAACAGCAGCAGCAGCAACAGCACAUGCAACAGCAGCAGCAGCAGCAACAGCAACAGCAGCAGCAGCAGCAGCACUUGCUGAACCAACAUCAUCAGCAGCAACUGGCCGCCGUGGCGGCAGCCGCGCAGCAGCAGCAGCAGCAAGCGGCUGCCGCGGUGUCCGCGGCCCAGCAGUUCUAUAAGAUGGCGUCGUCGUUUAGCCACCAGCAGCACCAGCAGCUGCAGCAGCAACAGCAACAGCAGCUGAACAACACCGGCGGCGUGUCGACCAGCAACAGCAACAGCAACGUCUCGACGACGGUCACGAGCAGCUCCAGGAACCCGAUGGGCAACUACGCGGACAGCUACGGGAUCGCCGCUGCCGCCGCGGCCCAAUGGUGGUCGUACCCAGGAGCCAUGGACAAUAACAUUCAAAACGUGCACAACGUACCGUCGCCAAACUCGAUCAUGAACCGAGGGAAAAUGCCUAGAGGCAAAGGGACAGAUGCGAAACCCAGAGGUCGUAUGACUGCGUACGCGUUUUUCGUACAAACGUGUCGCGAAGAGCAUAAAAAGAAACACCCCGACGAGAAUGUAAUUUUCGCGGAGUUCUCGAAGAAAUGCGCCGAAAGGUGGAAGACAAUGAAUGAAAAGGAAAAGAAAAGAUUUCACGAGAUGGCUGAUAAGGACAAGUUAAGAUAUGAUACUGAAAUGCAAAGCUAUAUUCCACCCAAGGGUGAAAAAGUGCGUGGAAAGAAGAGGAAGCAAAUCAAAGAUCCUAAUGCACCAAAACGCUCCUUGUCUGCUUUCUUCUGGUUCUGUAAUGAUGAACGUGGAAAAGUUAAGGCUGUGAACCCAGAGUAUGGUGUUGGUGAUGUAGCCAAAGAAUUGGGUAAAAAAUGGUCUGAUGCUGAUAUUACAGUGAAACAGAAGUAUGAAGCUAUGGCAGAAAAAGAUAAAGCCAGAUACGAAAGGGAAAUGACCGAGUACAAAAACAAGGGCAAGCCUACCUUGUUACAACAACAACAACAACAUCAAAUGUUGGUUCAACAACAACAACAAAUACUUGCACAACAACAGCAACAACAACAAAUGAUGGCAGUAAAAGAUGAAAGUGACGAAGAUGAUGAUGAUGAAGACGAUGACGAGUGAUCUCUUUCAGAUUCACAUCAGAAUCUUUUUUUUUCUUUUCGUACCUCGAAAAUAUUAAUUUUAAAAUUUGUAAAUACAAAUAAGUUAAUUUUUAAGUUAUAGAUUAAAAAGUAAUUUUGUACAGAAAAACUGUAGAAAAUUGGUUUUGUCUCAACAAAAAAAAAAUAAUAAUAAUAAAUAUUGGAUUCAAAUUUUUAAUUUUUA